Micropterus salmoides (largemouth bass) is the source of this 1284-nucleotide messenger RNA. RefSeq names its product vacuolar protein sorting 25 homolog (gene vps25). The transcript is spliced from 6 exons. Gene Ontology annotation, molecular function: protein homodimerization activity; structural molecule activity. NCBI's taxonomy places the organism in Eukaryota, Metazoa, Chordata, Actinopteri, Centrarchiformes, Centrarchidae. The coding region runs from base 55 to 579 and encodes 174 amino acids. Gene Ontology annotation, biological process: protein transport to vacuole involved in ubiquitin-dependent protein catabolic process via the multivesicular body sorting pathway. The record is from RefSeq and is a predicted model, not a curated record. Gene Ontology annotation, cellular component: ESCRT II complex.
AGAGGUUGUACUCGCUUCCGGAAGCUGUCAGCUGUGAACACCGCAUCAACUGAAAUGAGUUUUGAGUGGCCCUGGCAAUAUAAUUUCCCACCGUUUUUUACGCUACAGCCCAAUGCUGAUACAAGACAGAAACAGCUGGCGGCAUGGUGUUCACUGGCUCUGUCUUACUGCCGGCAUCGCAAGCUCUACACCCUGGACGUCAUGGAGGCUCAGGAAAGCCCUGUGUUCAACAACAAGAAGAUAGAAAGAAAACUGUCAAUGGAAGCAAUUCAAGUUGUGUUUGAGGAACUGAGGAAAAAAGGCAACCUCGAAUGGUUGGACAAAAACAAGUCUCGGUGUUUAGUCAUGUGGAGACGACCGGAGGAAUGGGGCAAGUUAAUAUACCAGUGGGUUUCCAAAAACGGUAUGAUCAACUCGGUGUUUACACUUUACGAGUUGUCCAAUGGCGAAGACACAGAAGGUGAAGAGUUCCACGGUUUAGAAGAAUGGAUGCUGCUGCGCUCGUUGCAGGCUCUACAAACAGAAGGCAAAGCAGAGAUCAUCACCAUGGAGGAUGGAAAGGGGGUCAAAUUCUUCUGAAACGGUGCUGGAAUAACACACACACACUCUGUCUGGGAGUCCUCAUGUUGUACCUUUUACUGGCACAUUUUAAGAUUUAGCCAUGUAAGGCUACACAUGGUGCACCUCAAAGACCCAGCCCAGAGGUUGCUGGUCCUGCAACUGUUGUUGCCUUUUGGUUUGCCCAAGUUAAAAGCCUUUUCUUAUCGAAAGAGAACAAAUAUCAUUUCAGACACUGUGUUUAAAGUUGUCAUUCUUUCUGAGGUAACACUUAAACAUGCAAUGAGUCUUAACAGGGUAAACCCUAUCAUGUCUGAAUACUCUUGGGGAAAAUCUUUUCCCACCAGCUGUAACAUUACUCUUUCUUUAUUGUAAAUACGACUACUUUUAUCCCAGUUUGCCCUGUUAACACAGUUCCUCGGUAUAAUUAGCUGUGGACCUUUUGCUCGGCUGUUGUUCCUCUGUUCCAACCAGACAUCCCAAAGAAAUCCCACAACACCAGGGGGAAUUUUUAUUUUGAGAAUACAUGCUUCCAGAAGAGGAACAUCUCAGACAAGCCAAUCCUGGCUUGACUCGGCUGAGUGUAAUAAUAGUGGACUUCAUAGAUUGCUGUCAUCCUAUUAUUGUGCAGUAGCUACUGUGACACUCCUGUUAUCCUCUCUCUCUACCUAUAUUCAACCUCCUUUUUUCAUACCCUGUAGGAAAAUAAACUAGAAAUUUGCUACA